AUGGACACCUCCCUCAAAGGACCCGGCGAAGCCCAAAAACACGACGGCAGCGCCCUCCGCAUCGGAAUCGUCCACGCGCGCUGGAAUACCUCCAUAAUCGAGCCGCUGCUCGCCGGUACCAAAAAGACGCUCUUGGCCAGCGGCGUCAAGGAAGCGAAUAUCGUCGUGCAAUCCGUGCCCGGGAGUUGGGAAUUACCCAUUGCGUGUUCCAAACUCUACUCAGCCUCUCAAAUCCAAUCCACGCAAAGCUCCUCCCUCUCCGCCGGCGACCUCCUCGGCUCUUCCACCACCGAUCUCACCUCCCUCCCCACGCAAUCGCAAACCGCCGCCUCCACCGCCCCCUUCGAUGCCAUCAUCGCCAUCGGCUGCCUCAUCAAAGGCGAAACCAUGCAUUUUGAAUACAUAGCCGAGAGCGUCUCGCAAGGUCUCAUGCGCAUCCAAUUAGACGCAGGUGUUCCGCUUAUCUUUGGACUCUUGACCGUUCUCACGGAGGAUCAAGCGCUCAUGAGAGCCGGUGUGGGUACAACCGAGAAGGGGAAGGGUCAUAAUCACGGAGAGGAUUGGGCUGCCGCCGCUGUGGAAUUGGGGGUUAAGAAGAGGGAGUGGGCUGCCGGAAAAAUUGCAUGA
Molecule: messenger RNA, 627 nt
Organism: Botrytis sinoallii
Lineage: Eukaryota; Fungi; Ascomycota; Leotiomycetes; Helotiales; Sclerotiniaceae
Exons: 3
Coding region: 1-627 (208 amino acids)
Biological process (GO): riboflavin biosynthetic process
Cellular component (GO): riboflavin synthase complex; intracellular anatomical structure; mitochondrial intermembrane space
Molecular function (GO): 6,7-dimethyl-8-ribityllumazine synthase activity
Source: RefSeq, a predicted model, not a curated record